This is a messenger RNA of Chelonia mydas (Green sea turtle), 11392 nucleotides long. It is a transcript of the gene IQGAP3, whose product is annotated as IQ motif containing GTPase activating protein 3. The transcript is spliced from 38 exons. Gene Ontology annotation, molecular function: actin filament binding; GTPase activator activity; calmodulin binding. Gene Ontology annotation, biological process: regulation of GTPase activity; regulation of actin cytoskeleton organization. Lineage: Eukaryota; Metazoa; Chordata; Testudines; Cheloniidae. Gene Ontology annotation, cellular component: cytoplasm. Bases 84 to 5024 code for a protein of 1646 amino acids. The record is from RefSeq and is a predicted model, not a curated record.
CGGAGCAGCUGGCGGGGGAGGACCGGAGGCGGCGGGAGAUUCAAAUCCCGACUCCCGAGCCGGGCGGAGCCGAGCGCCGCGGGAUGGAGCCGGCGGCCGAGUCCGGGCCGGCCCGGGCGGGCUAUGAGCGUCUCACUGCCGAUGAGAUGGAUGAGCAGAGGAGACAGAAUGUCGCCUAUCAAUAUCUCUGUCGCUUAGAGGAAGCGAAACGAUGGAUGGAGGCUUGUUUGAAUGAGGAGCUGGCCUCCCCUACAGAGCUGGAGGAGAGCUUACGGAACGGGGUCAUCCUCGCCAAGCUGGGACACUGCUUUGCACCAGACGUUGUCCCGCUGAAAAAAAUUUAUGACCGUGAGCAGAUGCGCUACAAGGCAACUGGACUUCAUUUUCGACACACGGAUAAUAUCAACCACUGGCGCGACGCCAUGACUCGCCUGGGGCUUCCUACGAUCUUUCACCCAGAGACAACGGACAUCUACGACAAGAAGAACAUGCCACGGGUGGUCUAUUGCAUUCAUGCUUUGAGUUUAUACUUGUUUAAGCUGGGGCUGGCUCCGCAGAUCCAGGAUUUAUACGGGAAAGUGAACUUUACAGAGGAGGAAAUUAACAACAUGAAGCGGGAGCUGGAGAAAUACGGCCUCCAGAUGCCGGCCUUCAGCAAGAUCGGUGGGAUUCUCGCCAGCGAGCUCUCAGUGGAUGAAGCAGCAGUCCACGCCGCCGUCCUCGCCAUCAACGAAGCUGUGGAGAGGGGGGUGGUGGAGGAGACCAUGGCGGCCCUGGGCAAUCCCAGCGCCGUGCUGCUCAAUUUGCGAGAGAACCUUGCCGCCGUCUACCAGGAGAUGCUGUACCAGGUGAAGAUGGAGAAAGCUGGCAAUGCCAGGAACCGGUACCUGCAGGAGAGCCUGGAAAGCGAGGAUAUUUACGACCGGUGUCUGACUCAGGCUGAAAUACAAGGGAACAUCAACAAAGUCAACGUGCACGGAGCGCUGGAAUACGUGGACGAUGCUCUGGAGAGGCAGGACCCUCCAGCCUUGUGCCAGGCCCUGCAGGAUCCCGUACUGGCCCUGCGUGGUGUGCAGCGGGAGAACGCAGCCUGGUACUUGGAUCAGCUGAGUACAGAUCGGGAGCAGAAAGCGCUGGAGCUGGGCUACGUGGACCUGCUGGAGCAGGAGGAGGUGCAGGCGGGGGUCUACGCAGCCAAUGAGAAGGGAGAUCAGGAGCAUGCCAGGAGGCAGGCCGUGAGCCGCAUCAACGCUUCAAUCCGCCGGGGGGAGGCGACGGAGACGGUGCGAGAAUUGAUGAGCCCCGAGGCCCAGCUGCCCGAGGCCUUUCCCUUCGCCGCCCAGCUGUACCAGCGCGAGCUGUCCCUGCUACAGCGGCAGCAUCCGCAGGGUGAGUUGGGGCAGGAGGAACUGUACGUUGCUGUGGAGAUGCUCUCGGCCGUGGCACUGAUCAACCGGGUGCUGGAAGCUGGGGAUGUCUAUGGAUUCUGGAGUAGCCUGGUCAGCCCUGCCCUGGACCUGUCUGAUAUCGAGGAUGCAAACGUGCAGCGCUAUUUUGACGACUUGUUGAAACUGAAGCGCCGAUCUGGGAAAGCCGGGGUUGCGUUCCUGAACUGGAACGACAUCCAGGCCUGCGUGAACAGUGCCAACUCGGCAGUGCGAGAAGAAAACGAUCAGAUCCUCGCCAUCAGACUGAUCAACGAGGCGCUGGCGCAGAACGACCCGGAGAAGACGCUUACUGCUCUGCUGUUGCCCUCUGCCGGGCUCUCUGCCGUGACUCUCCCAGGAGCAAGGCGUUACCACGAUGUGCUGACCACCGCGCUAAGGCAGAAAGCCCAGGUGACCGGGGAUGAUGGAGCAGCUCUCUGGUGGGAGGAGAUCCAGCAAGGGGUUUCCCAGGCCAAUCAGGACACCGAGGCAGCUAAGAGAAUGGCUCUAGGGAUUGCUGCCAUCAACCAGGCCAUAAAAGAAGGGAAGCCGGCUCAGACGGUACGCGUGCUGCGGAACCCGGACGUCUCCCUGCAUGGCGUCGUGGCAGAAUGUGCAGGGGCCUACCAGGCCCUGCUCGCCACCCUCCUGGCUGCCAAGAGACAAGCAGGGAACGCUAAAGACCACUGGGUCCGACACCAGCUGAAAGAUGGCAGCGUGUAUUACUUCAGCUUGCAGAGCUUCGAAGGCAGCUGGGAGCGGCCGCGUGACUGUGUCCUUAACUCCAUCCACCUCAGCUGGGAGGAAAUCCAGUCGACGAUCAUGGGCGUGACCGCGGCCCACGACCGGGAACGCCUCUGGGAAUCCAACGCUGGAUUUGUCGUGAGGCUGCAGGCCCGCAUGAGGGGCUACCUUGUCCGCCAGGAACUCGUGGCCCGCAGACAUCUGUUGCAGGAGCAGUUACCAGCUGUUAUCAAAAUCCAAUCAUGCUGGAGAGGAUACAGACAGCGCAGCGCUUACCUGCAAAGAUUACGGUACUUGCAAAAAACCAGAGAUGCUGUGAUAAAGAUCCAGGCCUAUGUGAGGAUGUGGCGAGCUCGUAAAAGGUACCGGGAACGACUGCGCUACUUCAGGAAGAACAUUAAUGCUGUAAUUAAAAUCCAGGCUUUUGUGAGAGCUAACAAGGCCCGUGGGGAUUACAGGAUGUUGGUCCACGCCAGGGAUCCGCCACUGAGCAUUGUCCGGCGCUUCGCCCACCUGCUGGAACAGAGCCAGCAUGACUUCUGGGAGGAGUCGGAGCUGCUGAAGCUGCGGGAGGAGGUGGUGAAGAGGAUCCGCUCCAACCAGCAGCUGGAGAGCGACCUCAACCUCAUGGACAUCAAGAUCGGGCUUCUGGUCAAGAACAGGAUCACUCUGCAGGAGGUCGUUUCCCACUGCAAGAAGCUGACGAAGAAGAACAAAGAGCAGCUGUCGAACCUGAUGGCCAUCGACAAACAGAAGGGCCUCAAGUCGCUCAGCAAGGAGAAGCGCCAGAAGCUGGAGGCCUAUCAGCACCUCUUCUACCUGCUGCAGACCCACCCUGUGUACCUGGCUAAGCUGAUUUUCCAGAUGCCCCAGAACAAAUCGACCAAGUUCAUGGAAUCGGUGGUCUUCACGCUCUACAACUACGCGUCCAAUCCCCGAGAGGCCUAUCUGCUCCUUCAGCUCUUCAAAACCGCCCUGCAGGAGGAGAUCAGGUCCAAAGUCGACCAGCUCCGCGACAUCCUAACGGGGAACCCCACCGUGAUCCGGCUGGUGGUGAGCUUUUACCGGAAUGCCCGCGGGCAGAACGCCUUGCGCCAGAUCCUGGGCGGCCCUGUACAGGAGGUUCUGCAGGACAAAACCCUCAGCAUCCGCACCAACCCCGUGGACAUCUACAAGGCCUGGAUCAACCAGAUGGAGUCUCAGAGCGGACAAAAGAGCAAGCUCCCAUAUGAUGUUAGCCCCGACCAGGCCCUGAGCCACCCCGAGGUUCAGCGUCGCCUGGACAUCUCUAUCCGCAACCUCCUGGCAGUGACAGACAAGUUCCUCUCUGCCAUCACCUCUUCCGUGGACAAAAUUCCCUACGGGAUGCGCUACGUGGCCAAAGUCCUGAAGACAUCCCUGGCUGAGAAAUUCCCAGACGCCGGUGAGGAGGAGAUCUGCAAGAUUGUCGGGAACCUGCUUUAUUACCGGUUCAUGAACCCGGCCGUGGUGGCACCGGACGGCUUCGAUAUCGUGGAUAUCUCUGCUGGCGUGGCCCUGCACCCUGAGCACCGGCGCAACCUGGGCUCCAUUGCCAAGAUCCUGCAGCAUGCGGCAGCCAAUAAGAUGUUCGAGGGGGAAAACAGCCACCUGCGUGUGGUGAACCAGUACCUGGAAGAAACCCACGCUAAGUUCAGGAAGUUCAUCAGUGCUGCCUGUUCCGUCCCCGAGCCAGAAGAAAGGUUUAAUGUGGAUGAGUACUCGGAGAUGGUAGCUGUGGCCAAGCCGGUCAUCUACAUCACGGCGGUGGAGCUCAUUAAUACCCACAAGCUGUUACUAGAGCAUCAGGACUCCAUUUCGCCCGAUCACAAGGACCCUCUGCAUGAGCUUCUGGAAGACCUUGAUGAGCUGCCUACUGUCCAGUCUCUGAUAGGUGAGAGCGCUCCGAACCUAGGCGAUGGCAGCCCCGAGCAAGCGCUGGCCCAGCUUGGCAAGCUGGAGGUCUCGCUCACCCUCGCCAACAAGUUUGAUGUGAUGGAGGCCAGUAGCGAGGAGGCAGAUACAAGGAGCUUGCUGCUGAGCACCAAACAGAUGCUAGUGGAUGUGAUCCAGUCCCAGCUGGGGGAUUCCCUCUUGGAGAUCUUACAGACAGCUGCAUCAGAGGAUCAGGAAGCCUUCCAUCACCACCAGAUGCGCCGGCGGGCCCUGCGUGAGGCCCAGACCCCAGACAGGUUGAAACGCAACCGCUCCCUGGCUGGCAACAGCCAGCUCUCCAUGGAAGAGAAGAAGCGGAAGGUCAUCCGGAACCUGCGGCACUUGGAGAGCCUGGGGGUGGUGGACUCGGCCAAUCAGUACCAGGAGAUCAUCAACGAGAUGGCCAAGGAUAUUCGCAAUCAGAGGCGUUACCGGCAGCACCGCAAGGGGGAGCUAGUGAAACUGCGGCAGACCCUCCACGGCCUCAACUCCAAGACCUCGUUUUAUGAGGAGCAAAUCGACUAUUACAAUCAGUACAUCCGGACAUGUCUGGACAACCUGGCUGCCAGCAGCAAGCUCAACGGGAAGAGCAAGAAGCAGCAGUCGCUGCGUUACACGGCGGCGCGGCUCUUUGAGAAGGGCGUAUUGCUGGAGAUAGAAGACCUGCCUGUCGGCCAGUUCCGGAAUGUGAUUUUCGACAUCAUUCCGUGCGGGGAAGCCGGCAAGUUCCAGGUGAAGGCCAAAUUUAUGGGGAUCGACAUGGAGCAGUUCCAGCUUCACUAUCAGGACCUGCUGCAGCUGCAGUACGAAGGUGUGGCCGUCAUGAAGCUGUUCGACAAGGCCAAAGUCAACGUCAACCUGCUCAUUUUCCUCCUCAACAAGAAGUUCUUCAGGAAGUAGCUGGGGGGGAAUGGGAUGGGGGGGGAGGGGGAGGGAACCUGCCAAAGAGAUUUCAGGGCCAGAAUCCGGCUUCUGAAUGGUACCUUGCCAAGGAGAGGGGAAAACUACAGCACUGGAGGCAUUGCCGUUAAUUCUCUCCUGCCCAGAACUGGUACACUCAAGCUGCAUCUUGUUGCCUUGGGGGUUAAAUCUAGAUCCCAGCAUAUACACGGGGGUGGGGGGGCUAUUCAGGGGCCGGCGCAUGCCCUGGCAUAGGGUAGAGCACCCCUUACAGUUUCCCUUUUUGUUGCAAUGGUCCCUAGGGGACUUUGCAGUGGUCUAGGACGAUUGGUGUGCAUGUCUGCCCCAUCUGCCUGCCCCCCUGCAGCUGGGGGGCUUAUGUCUGAUCCGCAGUCCCUUUGCGUCAAUCGAGCCGGUGCCCCAGGUUCUGAUUCCUUGGUGCCUUAUCCAUGCUGCUGCUUUGACUAGAUAGGAAACACUAUUACUCAGAGCUGCCGCCCACUUCCUAUGAACAAGGCGAUAGUUGGUUUUAUUUUGCGUGUGUUUUUUUUUUUUUUUAACUAGGCUGAGACUUUUUAAGCAUCCAGUUGCUGAGCUCUGGCUUAUCCCUUCUCAGCCACAGGAGCGCGAGGUUGGAAAUUUUUUCACACCCCACCCCCACCGUGGGUGACACCAGCGAGAGAGCUGGUGUGAGAGCUCUUGGUCUGCACCGAUGCGUGCAAAUAACCCACAGACCACGCAUGGGUCCUUUCCCAUGCGGGGUCUCUGCUGAACAGCAGCAAAUCAGGGUCAAGGUUAGUUGAACAGCUGGUAUCAGACCACUCAUCACAAGGCGUGGUACCUGUGUGUAUGGGGGGGGAGGGGGGAGUUACCAGUCUCUGGCUUUUUAAUGUAUGUUUAACCCUUUUUUUAAACUAGUAUUUUUAGAUGUUUGAGUUCUGAGUUUAGUUCUCUCGGGUCACUCUGCCGGUGGCUGUUUAAGGACACUGAGGGUUUGUAGGCUGCAGACCUGGUCUUUUACAUUUUUUUUUUUUUUUUUUUUUUAAAGAUACAUUUAUUGUAAUUAUUUUCCCCUACCCCAGCAAAAAAAACCUGGCUACCUCUGUUUUCUCAGUCAGAAUUAGACUGCCCAUAGAAGAAGAAAAAUCCCAUAAACACACCAGUGUUAGCCACCCUACAAUAAUAAACACAGUGUGUGGGCUGCCUGGGAGCCAUUGGCAGCCUACAAUAAUAAACCAGUGUGCAAUAUAGAGAAGCUGAAACCUAAUUAAGGCAACUAACUUCAUUUAAAAGCCUCCAAGGGGUUCCAAUGGGGAAAAAUGGAUCAAAAUAGCUCAGCUCACCCUGGGGCCCUGGCCAGACUGGCUCACCCAUUGCAAUCUGCCAUAAAGUUUAGGGGAGAGGGGCAUGGGCAUGUCAAAAUUAUGGAAGACCUUGAUGGUGUGGUUGGUUGGUUGGGUUUUUUUUUGUUUUGUUUUUUGGUUUAAAUCUUCAUGUUCUCUGGGUGGUCUGUACCCCUGGCAAAUGGAAGGAAUAGAGGGGUGGGGGCAAUCCUUCUCCAUCUUUGAAGGAUAGGAAGGAGGGUAAAAGCGAGUGGUUAACAUCUGACAGGCGACUCUAGAAUGAAUAAUCCCAAGGGGAUGGGAAGUACAAACCAGGACCUCGGUCUUGCGAGACGCUCACGCACGUGUUUAAGUACGAGCGCUGCUAUUGAUUUGAACCGGGGGAGGGGCGGGGGAUGUCUACGCACCCCAGCCAUGGCCCAGCCCUCCGUGGUGCUAGGCACUGUCAAAACACAUAACGCAAAGACAGCCCCUGCCCCCAAGAGUUUUCAAUCAAAAGUGCCACUAGCCUGAGUCGGUGCUUGAAGCUGAGCAUGUGUUUGUGGGAGCAGGGGCGAGGCUUGCUGAUGCCGGUACUACAAAGCCCCUCUUUCUUACAACCUUAUAGACUCUGAAUUUUUCUUUUAAAUGACUUUUAGAACCCUAUUAAGACACUAAUGAAACUUGCCACCCUAGCAGUAACACUGCACUGCCUAUUCCAAGGCAUGUUCUGAGGACGCUUACAAGUGCCUGGUAUAGUCAGGCAACAGAACAAGCCCGUGAAUGCUUGAAAUUACUUGUGUUUAUAAGAUGGCGUCACGGGUGGGCGGGACGCUUUACAGGGCUCGUCCUCACUGCAGAGGGAACUCGAGUUCUAACUUGAGUUCUGUCCCUAGCUCAAAUUCCGUCCACACACACGCACUCACCCCCUUUAACUCAGCUUGGCUGGCUCAGCAGCUGUCGCUUGAGUUAGCACGGCUCGUCGGCUACCACAGUUGCUUUGUGCAGCUUGAGUGUAACUUAAGUGUGAGCAGCCACACUGGAGCGAGGCUGGCUCGAGAGGCGUAACCUGAGUCUGCAGUGACGACAUCACUGUAGCUAAGGCAGUGUGAUUCAGUGCCCUGGGAGCCAGGAGACUGGGGUUCUAUCCACAGCUCUGCCAUGGACCUGCUGAGUGAGCUUGGAUGUGCCAGUUUCCCUCUGUGUAAAACAGGGAUAAUAUAAUAAUACCUAGUUCAUUAUAUAGAUAACCAUUUAUCCACCUGUAUAAAGCAAUUUGAGAUCUGUGGAUGAAAAGCCUUGUGUUAAUGCCAUGUGUUAAAACUGGCAGGUCUCUUCCCAACAGAUCUUAGACUAGAUAAUAGAUACAUAACUUAGGAUGCUGGCAUUUUCCAUACUGUUGGCCAGAUCCUCAUCUGAUGCAAAUUGGCAAUGGAGCUAGGCUGACUUGCACCAGUUGAGGCUCUGUCCCAGCAUGUAUAAGGGUGCAGCCUUCAAAAGGCAAGAGAAAUUCCGUGAGUUUGGCAUUCAUAGUAAUGAAGGUCCAAUUGCUUUAGCAGCUGCAGAAAAGUUAGCUAAAGGUCCAGCUUCAGUGAUGAACUCCUUUUUCUCCUUUGCUGACACAAUAACACCUAUCAGAGUAGCAGCCGUGUUAGUCUGUAUCAGCAAAAAGAACGAGGAGGACACAGUGGGUCUUGAAAGUUCCUACUGUAUUUCCUACUGUAUUUUCCACUGCAUGCAUCUGAUGAAGUGGGCUUUAGCCCGCGGAAGCUUAUGCCCAAAUAAAUUUGUUAGUCUCGAAGGUGCCACAAGUCCUCCUCGUUCUUUUUUUCCGUGACACCUAGUGGCCUAAGAGAAUAUUGCCUUUUAAAAUACGUUUCGGCUUCAAUCUUGUUGAAUGAGUGUGACUCCGAGACAGUGAGCUGGCAUUAGUUUUAUAAAGCAGUUUUAUACCAAUUAACCUUCCCCCCCCCCCCCCCCCAAUGGCAUAAUGAUUUUGCAGAAGCUGGGUAAUGAGGGGUUAUUAAAUCAUCUAUAGUUUUAAAAGGACUAGGAGUUAGGGUAGGUCAAAGUGAAUACGCACCAAGAAUGUAGUGGUGGAGUUGCAAAAAAGGCUAAUAUCAUUCUGGGGUGUAUUAACAGGUGUUGUAUAUAAGACAUGGGAGGUAAUUGUCCCACUCUGCUUAGCACUGGGUAGGCCUCUGCUGGAGUCCUGUGUCCUGUCCUGGGCGCUGCACUCCAGGAAAGACAUGGACAGAUUGGAGAGAAUCCAGAGGACCGCAACACAAAUGAUCAAAGGUUUUGAAAACCUGACCUAUGAGGAAAGGCUGAAAAACCUCGGCAUGUUUAGACCUGAGAAUGGAAGACUGAGGGGAGGGGAUCAGUCUUCAGAUAUGAUCAGAGUGGUCAACUGAUCUCCGUGUCUACUGAAGGUAGGACAAGAAGUAAUGGGCUUAAUCUGCAGGAAAGGAGAUUUAGGUUAGCUAGUAGGAAAGAAGUCUCAGGUGUACUUCAUCCAUUAUCAUCUCGACUGGCUGUUUCAUAAACCCCACAGCUGUCAGAUUUAUACUCCACGUGAAGAAAGAGCCAGCUCUAAAUUUAGGAGAUCUGAAAGUCCUUUGUGCCAGGAGCUGUACAUACAUAUGGUCAGAGACAAUCCCUGACCCAUAGAGCUUUGGCCAGGUCUGCACUAAGGUAUAGCUAUGCCAGUACACUAUACUGCCAAAGAGUUCCUAUUGUGGAUGCAGCCUAUUCUAGCAAACCUGCAUAAUUAGCAAUAUCGCUUAUUCCACCCCACCGCUGAGCGAAACAAACUAUCCCGCUAAAAGCAUGGUUUUGCCAGCGUAACUGGAUUGGCCGUGUUGAUCAGAAAUCGACAUUGCUACCACAGCAGAAGGCUGUAGUGUAGACAUGGCCUCAGUCUAAACAGGCAAGAUAAACCAUCCCUUUCUCCCAACUUUUGUCCAUGUCCAGUAUGCAGAUGGGGAGCCGAGCUAUGUUUACACAGCCCGCAGCUAGUUUUUGGAGCCCAGGGUCUGAAGCCCCCUCUGCUCCCUGGGCUUCACAGCCUGAGCCCACCCUGAGCUGCUGGCACAGCUAUUUUUAGAGCAUAAGCUUUCGUGAGCUACAGCUCACUUCACUGGAUGCAUUCAGUGGAUGCAUCCAAUGAAGCGAGCUGUAGCUCACAAAAGCUUAUGCUCAAAUAAAUGUGUUAGUCUCUAAGGUGCCACAAGUCCUCCUUUUCGUUUUGCGAAUACAGACUAACACGGCUGCUCCUCUGAAACCUGUUUUUAGAGCGCUAGCCCCAGCUGCCUGACCUGGGCUGGGAGGCUUGUGUAUACAUACCCAGAGUGCCUGGCCUUCAAUCUCUGUUGCCCUGAUCUUCGCAGAGUCCUCUUGCGCCGGGACAGAAUGGGUGUAAAAUGCUAUCUGAUGUAGCAAUGUACAACCCACUGCAAGGCAACAGAAUCAAACCUGCUUUCACCCAGGAAGAUGAGAAUUAAAGAGAUCCCGGUCUGAGUCCCAGUCCAGCACCUUAACCGCUAGGCUCUCCAAUUAGGAGGGUGGGGCGGGGAUUUACUCUCAGAAAUUCUCCACAAGGCUGCAGCGUUGUAGGGCCUGAUUCACGUUCCCUUUAUGUUGCUGGGGCAGCGUAAAGAAGCCUUAAAGCAGCUGUAAACCGGUCACACUCACGUGGGUAUGAGGGUAAGUGCACUGAAGAUUGCAAGGUGCUUGGGUACUACAUUACUGGAAGGCAGAUCAAUACCAAAGACUCUUAAAGGGGCCUUAAUAUAAAUGAGGAUUGUGCUAGAUGGGCUAACAAACCUGGCCAAACACAAGAUCUCCUACAGCGAAAAGGAUUCUGAUUGCGUGGCCCAAACAGGAGAUGCUCCCCCAUCCAGCCUGGCUGCUGCUCUCCUCAUUAUUUAGAGUUAGAGCUGAUGCUGUUUGGAAUCCGUUUCAAAAUGGAGCAUAAUUAGGCAGGGAUUGAGCUAAACCUGUCGCAGCUGCUUUCCAUGCAAUAAUACAUGUUAGAUUUAGACUUCUGGAAAAGUCCUAACACAUCCAGGGGCUGUUUCAGUUGAUUUUUAACCCAGACCAAAGAACAUUGGACGCUCUUUUUGUCUAGUGAUGUUACAGUCAACCAAUUGCCCACCAUUAGAGCCCAAUCCUGCGGGGUGCUGAGUGCACUGGUCCUGAUUCGGGAAAGCUCGUAAGCACAUGCUUAACUGCUAAGCAGGUGACUCAUCCCAUUGAAGUGAAUGGGGCUAUUGGCCGUGCUUAAUGGGGGCUAAAGCGCUCUGCACUAUCCAGGAUCCAGCCCCCCAAAUGGGCCUGAUCCUGCCAGGUUUGCACAUGCUCCAUUCCCUUGAGACCAGACCCUGCUCCUCUUUGCAUUGGAGUAAAGUGAGAAUAACUCUGCAGAAGUCGGUAGCAUUUCACGGCUAGAGGGAAACAAUGGUGAGCAGAACUGGGUUGGUAGAUGUCAGUAGGGAUAGUGAGUGCUGGGGAUCGUGCAGAACGGGGUCCUAACGAGAGAUUCUGGUAGUAAUCAAGGAGCUGACCCUCAUUUACACCCAGGCAGCCUUUGCACCGCUCUGGCUGUGCAAAGGAAGCUUCAAAUGAGUCUAAAUUACAGUUGGGGCCUUCUAUUUUAACUGUAACAUAUAUUGAAUCUAAGUCUCCAUUACCCGGCCAGUGCAGCGCAAAGGGGCCCUGUGUGUGAAAGAGAAUCAGACCCUCACACCAAUACAUUUGCUCAAGUAACUCCCCUUAGGGUGUCAUCUUGGUGCUCUGGGUUAUUCUCUCUCAGAGGCGUUAAGUGGGGAACUGUAAGUCUGUCUGUCUUGGAGCUCUGUUCCUGCUGUGUCCCUGGAAGGAAUUUUUGUCUUUUUUGUGUUUUUGUUUUUUGUCAUUCAAUUGCUGUACGUAGUGUGUGAAUCCUGCCUCUCCAGGCUUGUGCCCGCUGUAUUCGAAUCUCCAUUUCCUUCUCCGUGCCCGCGCCUCACUCGGUUUAUUCUAAAUAAAUGUCUGUAUGUGGACAAA